ACCUUGCUAAUUUCACUCGAAUAAAUUUAGGUUUGCAUAUGUAACCCCUUCAUAACUACCGUCCAAAAACAAGCCGUAGAGUGGCUUCUCUUUCACUAACUACCAAAUUCCCAGCUACACUGCCUCUUCCUUUUUCCUUUGCUUUUGCUUUUCCUUUACCAAUUCCACUAGGGCACUUCUACUACUUAUACACAACAAAUGCAAAUGUCUUAGAACUAUAACGCCCCAAGUUUAAAGUCACCUACAAACAGAAAAAGAGAAAGAAAUAAUGAGUACGCCGGCGGUGCACCCUGUUGAGACUCCGCCAGUGAAUAAUGUGGCACCGCCGAGGAUGAGAGACUUACAAGGCAUGCCUGGUACUAUUGGCAGCCUCAUUUUACGAUUGUGUCAGUUCGGAUUUGCUGUUGUUGCUAUGUGUGUUAUGGUUACCACUUCUGAUUUUCCCACCGUUACCGCUUUUAGUUACCUUGUAGCUGCUGUUGGAUUACAGAUCAUAUGGAGCCUUGUACUUGCUAUUGCCGAUGUAUAUGCAAUUUUGGUGCAAAGAAGUUUUAGAAAUGCAGCAGUUGUCAGUCUAUUUACCAUUGGUGAUGGGACUUUUAUCCUUGUGAAGGAGGCUCAAGCUAAAGAGGAAUCCAUUACUAAGUUUUGGUCACCUCUACUCUUACAUUUGCCGCUGCCUGUGCUUCAGCUGGAAUUACAGUUCUUAUUAGCAAUGAUCUGGAUAAAUGCAACCUGAACCACUGCACAAGAUUUAUGGCAGCUACAGCAAUGGCAUUUUUAAGCUGGUUUGCUACAUCACCGUCCUUCUUCAUGAAUUUUUGGUCUCUGGCUUCUCGCUAGCUGCAGUUCUGGUUGACUACAAAAGAGACUAGGGGAAAGGACCUUAGUCUGCUGCCGUAUUGUUCUCUAUUUUAAGUCAGGCCACCCUAGCUGUUCUUAUUUGUAAAAAUCAGUGUAUUUCUGUUCGGCAUGCUUAUGUGAAGAAGAACCCUCGUUGUUUACAAAGUUGAUAUAAAAUCACUAUUUAAAAAUUAUGUGCUGUCACAGUUUUUCAAGGCUUUAGUAGAUCUGCAAGCUUGGGUGACUAUUUCUGGAUGUUCUAUCGAGUUAUGUGCCAAGCCUGCUCAUGAUGAAGCCUCUAACCUGAUUCAUUUACCAUCUGAUGAUGAGAUGUUUAACCUCUGAAGUGUUUUAUACAUCCUAUGUAGUCAUAGCUGCUCAUUUAAAAGUAGGAGCAGUUUUCGAUAUUGGAGGAUUCUAAAGUUCUUUAUGUUUGUUUUUUCAGCAAUCGUAUCACUGUAUACAGCACUUUUCUCCGUAUUUUGGUAGAUCUAAUGGCAAAGAGAUGCUCUGUUCA
This is a messenger RNA of Capsicum annuum, 1360 nucleotides long. RefSeq names its product CASP-like protein 5A1. The transcript is spliced from 4 exons. Lineage: Eukaryota; Viridiplantae; Streptophyta; Magnoliopsida; Solanales; Solanaceae. Gene Ontology annotation, cellular component: membrane. The record is from RefSeq and is a predicted model, not a curated record. Bases 269 to 739 code for a protein of 156 amino acids.